Vanessa tameamea is the source of this 1591-nucleotide messenger RNA. It is a transcript of the gene Sh3beta, whose product is annotated as SH3 domain-binding glutamic acid-rich protein homolog. Lineage: Eukaryota; Metazoa; Arthropoda; Insecta; Lepidoptera; Nymphalidae. The coding region runs from base 149 to 928 and encodes 259 amino acids. The transcript is spliced from 4 exons. Gene Ontology annotation, cellular component: cytoplasm. The record is from RefSeq and is a predicted model, not a curated record.
GUCACUUUUGAGAGUUUUGACAUCUCUGCUUCGUAAUUAUUAUUAUUACAACAGAUUGUCUAAUGGCCAAGCCUAUCUUUCUCAGUUAAGAUUUCUUUACAAUUUAUUUUAUUUUUAUAUACGACUAAGCACAUAAUUUAUUAUAGACAUGGUUGUCAAAGUGUAUAUAAGCGGUAUUUCAGGAAACAAAGAGGUAAAAAAGAGACAACAGCGUGUUCUGAUGAUACUAGAUUCGAAAAAUAUCAAAUAUGAAUUAAUUGACAUAACGGAACCUGGAAGAGAGGAUGAUAAAGAUUUUAUGCAAAAUAAUUCAAAAUCGAAUGGAGGGACCGUAAGCGAUCCAAAUCCUCGCACUCCUCUGCCGCCACAGGUGUUCAACGAUGAGGAGUAUUGUGGGGACUAUGAUCAGUUUGAUUUAGCUAAUGAAGUAGAUACAUUAGAACAAUUCUUGAAAGUAGAAGCACCUCCUGAAGAUUCUCCAUUUGGAAAAACGGCAAAUACCCUUAAUGGAGAUGUUCAAUCAAAAGAGGAAAAGCAAGAGUUACAAAAUAAUUCAGAAAAUACAGUUGAAUCUAUAGAAAAUACAUCUGAUACAAAAGAAGAUCCUAUUGAUGGUAGUAAUGAUGUUGUAAAAGAAACCUCCGACAAAGAGGCUUCAGUAGAAAAAGAGGAGUCACCUGUUAGUCAACAGCCUGAAGAAAAAGAGGGGACUACAGAAGAACAAAUUGAAAAACCAGUAGAAGAGACUGAAAUUGAAUCAAAACAAAUUUCAAAAGAAAACACACCAGUGCCAGAGGAAGCUGUCAAUGAGAAUGGUGCAGUCAGCUCCCGUGAACAGUCACAAGACAAAGAACAAGUUAAUGAACAGAAAAUAGAGAACCCAUCAGAGGCCCUCAUCCAGAGUGAGCAAGCAGCUUCCACGGAAUAGUGGGAUGAUUACUUUAUGCUAUCAGCUCAAAUCAUCUAUUUAGCACUAAGCAAGCACUAUUCAUCGCCAUCGUGUUAUUUAUAUUGCAUUGAUCAUAUUUUGGCAUAUAAUAAUUAAGUCAUUGUAUAUAACGCAAAUAAUUAUUUCUUGACUUAAAAUAUUAUCUAUGUUAUUUAGACAUAGUUCUAUAAAGUGGCCUACUUAAAAAAAUGUAUGAGAUUAAUUUCAUGAUUAUCUGUAAUUUAAGAGUUUAUUAACAUACUGAUCAUUUGUAAGGCAUGUAUUACGUGGAAGUAUUAAUGUAUUGUUUUAAUUUUCAAAAAUUUAUUUAUAUGUCUAAAUCAAAUUAUUUUAUAUAAUUUAUUUUUCGGAAUGCUCGUUUAUCAAGAAACUCAAUGAAUUAACAUGACAUUAAUAUUAAGAAAUGUUAGACUAUAUUUAGUCUUAGGUGCUGAUUUUAUAUUUCUUUUAUACUUUAUGAACGAGCAUUCCCUAAAAGUGAAGCCAGCUUUUUGUCUUUGUUUUGAAUUCUCCUACAUUAUAUCACCACAUUAAUGAUUUUUAAAGACAAUUUUACUAAUAUUUUAUUUCAUGUCAAUUAUAUAAUUGCUACACAAUUAAUACCUUUUAUUUAAAAUACAUUAUAAAAUGGUGUAAAUAUUA